GAAGGCCUGUACAAACGCUAGAUGUUCCAAAUGGCCAACCUGUCCACGAGCUUGCUAUCCAUAAUGGACAUGAAUAAAUAUAAUCUUUCUCCAAACUUCACCAUCGAUGACCUCAUCAAAGUGGCUGUGGACUACAAAGUCUCGGACCACUGGUUCGAAACAGAAACCGAGCUUGUUCUGGUCGUCUUCUUCUGUUUUGUCAUUCUGUGUGGUCUCUCCGGUAACAUCGUCGUAUGUCUCAUCAUCUGCAGGAACGGGAACCUCAAGUCCACAAGAAACUGGUACAUCCUCAACUUGUCCAUCUGUGAGAUCAUGACAUGUAUCAUGUGUAUGCCUUUUAUUCUGGUCAGGAUGACACUCAAGAACUGGCGCUUGGGAUUGGUGCUGUGUAAACUUGUCCCAACGCUUCAGACAACCUAUGUGGCAGUAUCAACACUAACUAUUGUGGCAAUCGCUGUGGAUAGGUACCGUGUGAUUGUAUGCUCGGUGACUCGGAGUCACUACAAGAAGAAGACAAAAUAUGUGAUCCCUAUGACGUGGCUGGUGGGCUUCUUCAUGUCCCUCCCGCAGCUGUUGACUAACCGCGUGGAGGAUGUGAUGGGUGUGUCUCGCUACCUCCUGUAUUCCAUCUGUAUUGAACACUGGGACUCGUCCGAGCUGCUCAUGUGCUACACCGUGGCUGUUUUACUUAUGCAGUAUCUCCUACCAGUUCUCGCAAUCAUCACGCUCCAUGUUCUCAUCUGCCGGUUUCUUCGGGUUCGUAUCAACACACGACAAGUCUCACUGAGGGAGAUUCACCGAGCUAAGAGAAAUAUGGCGAGCCAUCGUAAAAAUAUGUAUUUACUAACAAGCAUAGCUGUUUUGUUUGCAGUGACGUGGCUACCAAUAACUCUUGUUAACAUCCUGGCAGACUUUGACCAAGGUGUGUUUGAGGACAAGGAUUUUCGCCUCAUCCAUGCCACCUGCCUUCUUGUGGCCCUGUGUUCAGUGUGUAUAAACCCGGUUGUCUACGGAUGGUUCAACUCCAACUUCCGCCGUGACCUACAGAGGUGGGCCAGUACUAAGAUAUCAAGCUCGGUGGAUAUGGUCCAAUACAUAGAAGCCAGUACACACCGGUCCAAAACAGACAUGCUGACUAUGUCAACACACAACCAUCGGGGAUAUUCCAUUGUUCAUGAACGACGGAUAGAAUAACACGUGACAAAAACUUGUAGAUCAAUGUUGAUUCUGUUGCCAUGUGGUGCA
Haliotis rubra (blacklip abalone) is the source of this 1245-nucleotide messenger RNA. RefSeq names its product neuropeptide Y receptor type 5-like. The transcript has a single exon. Gene Ontology annotation, biological process: G protein-coupled receptor signaling pathway. Lineage: Eukaryota; Metazoa; Mollusca; Gastropoda; Lepetellida; Haliotidae. Gene Ontology annotation, molecular function: neuropeptide Y receptor activity. The record is from RefSeq and is a predicted model, not a curated record. The coding region runs from base 22 to 1194 and encodes 390 amino acids. Gene Ontology annotation, cellular component: membrane.